UAGAAGGACCAAGCUUCAAAAGAUGAUGAGAUUGAUAAGCAAAGUAGAUUAAAUUGGACCAACCUAUGAUGUAUCGAUCAUAUGGACCGAACCAAGUGAGUUCUUCCAAUUUCAACAGAGGAAAAUUUGCAUUCUUUUGAUUUUUCUGGCUUGUAUUCCACGUAUGAUUGGCAGCAACAAAUAGAUUGUAAUAGUAAUAAAGGUAUCAAAUUUCAAGCCUGUUUGAAAUUGCGAUCGGAUUUUGAUAAUGGAGAGCUGACCUUCUUUCUUCCUUUACCCCUUGAUUUUUUCCCCUUUUUCUCUUGUUCGCUCUCUUGCCCUUCUUCCCUCAAGCUUUAUAGGGCUCAAAUUUCUGCCAUUUCUGUUCAUCAUCACCAUCGAAACCCCAUCAAGGCUUUCUUUUUUUUUUUUUUUCCUUAUUCUUUCAUCUUCUUUCCCAUCACCCUUCUUUUACUGCCACCAUUUUCAUCCAUUUAUCCAAUCAAACCCCUCCCUCUUUCACCCCUUUUCAUGAUUCGCCGGUUUCUUUGACCUUUUUUAAUCCGAUGAUCGUGCCCCACUUGCUUGAUUUCUGAUUCAGUAUUGUUAUUGUGUUCUUGUUGUUGCUAGAAGUACUUUUGAUUUGAUAUUGUUAUCUGGGUUGUUGCCAUGUGAUGAUUUUCUUUUUCUUUAUCUGAGGUUCUCCACGGAGUCUCGUUUGCGGAGAAGGGUCAAAUUUUUCGUAUGUUGUUGAAUUGAUUGUCAAGAAUGUUAUGAUGAUUAGGGUUAGGCCAUUCACCCGAAUGGAAGGGUCUGGUAGCGACCCCGACUCUCAUAGAGCUGCUUCCACCAGUGGUAGUUCAAGAAGGUUUGGAAUGUUAGCUGCCUCAAAUAUUAUUCAGGCUCCGCUUUCUGCACUAUUAGAGUAUUCGGGUCUUCUUCGUGGCCGUCAAAGUCAUCAAGAAUCAGAGGCAUUGAUAAGUGCUCGACUGCCUUCGGGGUUUCGAGACCAUCUUCGCAGCCAUAUUGAAGAAUCUUCGGGUGCCACCAAUGAUGGAGAGGUUUCGAUUAGGAUAAUUGGGGCAGGGGAACCAGAACAUGGUAGGGAUGGUGCUGGACUAGUAGUUGGGCAAGCGAGGGAUGUUAGUGGUCAGAAUGCGGUGUCUUUGCAAUCUGUUUCAGGGUUGGCUUCUGUGACCUUGGGGUCGGAGCUUAGCCAGGGUGAGUCUGCCAAUGAACGCGGUGCAAGAGAGGGUAUUCCUGAAUCGAUAAAUGCAGGUGCUGAUGGAGAUGCCUCGGAGGCAGCUGGAGGAAAUAGCAGGGAUUCUUCUUAUCAGAGAUAUGACAUUCAACAGGCUGCUCGGGGGAUUGAGCAGAUACUCCCAUUUAGUUUUCUUCUACUGGUGGUCUUCAUUCGACAGCAUUUGCAAGGCUUCUUUGUGACAAUAUGGAUCGCUGCUUUCAUGUACAAGUCAAAUGAUAUUUUGCGAAAACAAACAGCUUUGAAGGGAGAGAGAAAAAUUUCUGUUUUGGUUUGCAUUUCUCUUGCGUUCACUAUUCAUGUUAUUGGUGUGUACUGGUGGUAUCAGAAUGAUGACCUUUUAUAUCCGUUGAUCAUGUGUCCUCCCAGAGCGAUUCCUCCUUUCUGGCAUGCUAUUUUCAUCAUUAUGGUGAAUGACACUUUGGUCCGUCAGGCAGUGAUGGUGGUCAAGUGUGUUCUAUUGAUGUAUUACAAGAACAGUAGAGGUCGCAAUUAUCGUAAACAGGGUCAAAUGCUAACUUUGGUCGAAUAUUUGCUACUACUGUACCGUGCCUUAUUGCCUACUCCUGUUUGGUAUCGUUUCUUCUUGAACAAAGAGUAUGGGAGUCUAUUUUCGUCACUAUUGACGGGACUAUACUUAACUUUCAAACUCACAUCUGUUGUUGAAAAGGUGCAAUCCUUCUUUGCUGCUUUGAAAGCACUGUCACGUAAAGAGGUGCAUUAUGGGGCAUAUGCAACAUCAGAGCAGGUCAGCGCAGCAGGUGAUUUGUGUGCUAUUUGCCAAGAGAAGAUGCAUGCUCCUAUCCUUCUCCGAUGUAAACACAUAUUUUGUGAAGAUUGUGUAUCAGAAUGGUUUGAGCGGGAACGGACAUGUCCAUUGUGUAGGGCGUUGGUUAAACCCGCAGAUCUGAGGUCAUUUGGUGAUGGAUCAACAAGUUUGUUUUUCCAGGUUUUCUAAGCCAUUUACUUCAAAGCCCCUCAGAAGGCUUUGUAGUUUGAAGAGGUGAAGGGAAGCCAGCCAAUUGCAUUUGUUUACCCCUACACAAAAUUGUACAUCUAACUAAAUACUGUGUAGCUGCUGCCAAUUGAGGAAGCAAAAGACUGGGGCUUGUGAAGUUGGAAAGGCAAAUUCAAAAUCGACAUUUAUACAUAUUAUAGUCCUUUUUGUGCUACAGCAAAGAACGGUGGAUGUUCGAGAGGAGUUUAACCCUUCUAUGAAAAUUUUAUGAAUUGUGAUUCUGGGGUGUAAAUUUAUUAGCAAAGCCAGUUUGCUGUGUUGUCGAUUUUAUAAUUUAGUCCAAAUGCAUAUAAUGAGAAUGUUUUGGACUCUAGUAAUUGUUAUAUACACAUACACAGUGUCAGACAUGUCUUUUGGCUCUUCAGUCUGUGCUUUUGUUUGAUUUGAAAAUUAAGAAAGGAAGUGAAUAUGAUGAAUUUUUAGAAUUGGAUA
This is a messenger RNA of Cucumis sativus (cucumber), 2690 nucleotides long. Its product is annotated as RING finger and transmembrane domain-containing protein 2. Lineage: Eukaryota; Viridiplantae; Streptophyta; Magnoliopsida; Cucurbitales; Cucurbitaceae. The transcript is spliced from 9 exons. Bases 753 to 2198 code for a protein of 481 amino acids. The record is from RefSeq and is a predicted model, not a curated record. Gene Ontology annotation, molecular function: ubiquitin protein ligase activity. Gene Ontology annotation, biological process: positive regulation of ERAD pathway.